UAAAGCAGAUCUACGUAAAUUUGGGUCCAUUCCAUACACAAAGGGAAACUCUGAAAGAACAAAUAUAAGAGAUAUCAGUCAAAGGGGGUGGAGGAUGGAGAACUAUUUCCUUUGCAUGUUAUUUCCUUGAAUUAUAAGGAUUACGUUUCAGUCGAAAUGUUCAUUGCAGCCGUGGCAUGAAACAAUCUUGGCUUUGCUGCUGUAAACAUGAUGUUUAAAAUAAAUCAGCUAGUAAUAAGAUAACACUUUGGUAGGUACUUGGAGCUCUGUCAGUGAGAACCGCAUUGGCAGCUCUGCAGCCACCAUGUAAUAUAUGUAAUUCUAGAUUUGGAGCGCACACAUUCACACAUUCAAGUACAGGGGAGUGUGUAUUAUAAGGCGGGUCAUUUCACGGCAUGUAAGACCCGAAAGACAGAUGGCUACAAAUUCGGACAGGAAACGAAUCCUUGAUAAAAGGCGAAUGAUCGGGGGCAGUCCUGGUUUCAAUUUGGGUUGCUUUUGGUGAUAUUUUUGAUUAUUUUUUAUCUUUUCCGGAGAGAUGCCUCUGAUUUUCCCAGAGGGAAGUGAACAGAGUGAAGUGAACAGAAGGAAGGCGGCGAUCAGAGAUCCAACUCUACCUUGAGCAAACAGGGAUCUGAAGGGGGGAUGCACCAGGUAGAGCAAAGCACAUCUCUUGUGAGGAAAACCGAGGGAGGCAAAGCCCAGAGCAAAGAGCAGCUUUCGGUGUGACCGGGAAUUGCUUGAGACUUUGUGAAUUAUCCCUUCCAGCUUUUUAACUUUGCAAAAAAAAAAAAAAAAAGGCUGCUUUUUGGGAUGGGAAUGAGCUCAAAGGGGGGCUGCAAACCCGCGGGGUCCGUACGCACCUCCAAGGCAGCAGCCCCACCGCACCGCCAGCUUUGCUCUCCUUAAAACCCCCAUCUUGAUCGGGAACGAUCAAUAAACUCAGCUUUGGACCGUAACCCAGGGCUGCCUCUUAGCCAUAAAAGGUCGGGCAUAGAUUUGGUAUUAACAAAAAAACGCAAGAGGGCACAAUGCGGUACCGGACUCCGGAGGGGAUCGGGAUUUAACAAGAGAUAAAGGAAAUACUUCGAUUUUCCAUUUAUCUCCUGAAUACGGAGCUUUCGGAGAAAAGGAAAGGGAAAAGAUGCAAUAUAUGAAAAAGCGAAGGUUUUCUUCAAGCCAGUGCGGAUUUCCUUGGACGGGGAGUGCUAAUCUCUGGUAAUUAGACGUACAUGAACCGCAAUAAGUUGUCAAACCCGAUUUCUUCUCCUAUAGCAAAUCUAAGUUAAUCAGCCCGGUGGGAUCUCCUCGCAAAGUUCGCACACACACGCACAAAAAACUUUUUUUCCCUGCCCUUUUUUUUCUUCUUCCUUGUUUUCUGUAACUGUAGCAAAGUAGGGAGCCAUGUCAGGACGAUUUGCAAACACUUAGGGGUUAAAGUGUUCCGAAUGAGAAUAACUGACUUUUUUCCCCCCACUUGCAGUGGGUAUUUGUGUACGUUCUAUGUGUGUAAAUACAUGUAGGCGCACAGACCGCCAUCCGUGCGACGGGCUCUCACACACCCCCGCGCCGAGCUCCGGGGGAGUGGGGGGGGAUGUGGGGGGGACGGACACGUUUAUUUAUUUAUGAAGCUCGGAGCGCGCAGGGAAUGUUUCUUUCGGCAGAUAUUAUAUAUUUGGUUAAGGGGGUGCAUUUCUGUUGUUUAAAAGGGAGGGAAAAAGGGGUGGAUGGUUUGUUCUUGGGGUCCCUGGUGCAAUCUCAGCUCCUCAUGGGUGCUAUUUUGCAACCUCAGGCGCCUGCUAUUGGUCAGCCCCUGAUCAGAUGGUUGUAUUUCCUUGUGUCCCUCGCUGGCACCACGCCAUCUCCCUUCAGCUAAAACCCAAUCUCCGAUAUACUACUAAUAGCUAAACCACUUGGACUAUAAAACACAACAAAUCAUAAAGCCGGGAAAGGACGGCAGGCUUCUUCCAAUGAGUUCUUAUUUUGUCAACUCGACCUUCCCGGUGAGUCUGGCGGCGGGGCAGGAGCCCUUCCUGGGACAGAUCCCGCUGUAUCCCUCGGGCUACGCGGACCCUCUGAGGCAUUACCCCACCACCUAUGGAGCCGCGGGCGUCCAGGAGAAGGGCUACACCUCCUCCCCUUACUACCAGCAGAGCAACGGAGCCUACAGCCGCGGCUCCGCCUGUGACUACGGGGCUGGAGGGUUCUUCAGGGAGAAGGACCCCGCCUGUGCCCCCCCGGCGCUGGACGAGGCGCCCCUCGGCCCCGAGCCGCGCACGGCGGACUGCGCGCACGGCAAAGCCGCCUUCGGAGAGAGCGAGGAGCCAAAAUGUUCCGCCCCGGUUUACCCCUGGAUGCAGCGGAUGAACUCUUGCAAUAGUGUCACAGGUUCUUCUUUCGGGCCCAGCGGCCGCCGAGGCCGCCAGACCUACACCCGCUACCAAACACUGGAGCUGGAGAAGGAAUUUCACUUCAACCGCUACCUGACCCGGCGCCGGCGGAUCGAGAUCGCCCAUUCCCUCUGCCUGACGGAGCGGCAGAUCAAAAUCUGGUUCCAGAACCGCAGGAUGAAGUGGAAAAAAGAGAAUAAAUUGCUCAACUCCUCACAACUGAGUGCGGAGGAGGAGGAGGAGAAAACGGCGGAGUGAAAGUAUUAUUUAAAACCCCACACACAACAAGAAAACGUUAAAAAAGUAGAGAGAGAGUGAGUGAGUGUGUGAGAGCCGAGAGGAUGAGGGGGGUGUGGGCUGACUGCGAGGACAGGGAGAACCUGCACAUUGGUGGGACAAGCCCUCUGAGCAGCGGCCACAGCUAGAAAGUUUGGGCCACCAAUGCCUUGGACUCGUGUUGCCAGUGAUCUGGCACGUCCAAGAAAAACAUAAAAAAAAAAAAAAAAAAGGGAAAAAAAUUAAAUCAGGCUUCUAGUCGCAUUUUUAAUUAUUUUUCUUCCUUCCCAAACCUCCCACUCACACACACCCCCCAAUUAAUAAUAAUAAUAAUACUGCAAAAGUGAAGAGUGCGAGAGGAGGAGGGAAAGAAAAGGAAAGAGAAAAGACAAAAAAAAAAAAGGACUCCUACCCGUGUUUCUACCCUUGGUGUCACUGUUAGUAACCUGCUAACUCUUGUAUUUAAUGGAAGUGCUGCAAUAUAUGUCAUUUGGGGUGUUUAUUGUCUUAAUUUUGUAAAAAUGUUUCAUGCACGGUUGACAUAGUUGGGUUUUUAUUUCAUUUUUUUUUUUCCUUUGGUAAAUUAAUCAAGCCCUGAGGUCUUCGGAAUUAUUUUUAUUUUGGGGGUUUGUUUGGGUUUUGUUUCUUUUAUAUAUAUAUUAUUUUUUUUAAAAGGAAAAUCUACUGAAAGAACGAGUACUACCUACAAGGAUGCAAAAGCAACAACAGCUACGGCAAAAAGUUCUAUUUUAUUAAUUUUUGUACGUGUUGUGUUUGAAGUUUGUCUUAGGUAUGACCAUGGAAUUCUCUAAUAAAAACAAAGUCUUCGAGCUCA
Strigops habroptila (Kakapo) is the source of this 3501-nucleotide messenger RNA. It is a transcript of the gene HOXB6, whose product is annotated as homeobox B6. The record is from RefSeq and is a predicted model, not a curated record. The transcript has 2 exons. Gene Ontology annotation, biological process: regulation of transcription by RNA polymerase II; anterior/posterior pattern specification. NCBI's taxonomy places the organism in Eukaryota, Metazoa, Chordata, Aves, Psittaciformes, Psittacidae. Gene Ontology annotation, molecular function: RNA polymerase II cis-regulatory region sequence-specific DNA binding; DNA-binding transcription factor activity, RNA polymerase II-specific. Gene Ontology annotation, cellular component: nucleus. Bases 1971 to 2648 code for a protein of 225 amino acids.